Molecule: messenger RNA, 1278 nt
Organism: Prunus armeniaca (apricot)
Lineage: Eukaryota; Viridiplantae; Streptophyta; Magnoliopsida; Rosales; Rosaceae
Source: the annotation of a GenBank genome assembly
AUGGGGGUUAUGUCGAGGCGGAUUGUGCCCGCCUGCGGGAACCUCUGCUUCUUCUGUCCUUCAAUGCGUGCAAGGUCAAGACAGCCCGUGAAACGCUACAAGAAGUUGCUCACUGAUAUCUUCCCUCGUAAUCAGGAUGCUGAACCAAAUGACAGGAAAAUUGGGAAACUUUGUGAAUAUGCUUUGAAGAACCCACUGCGAAUUCCCAAGAUCACUGGUAGCCUAGAGCAAAGAUGUUACAAGGAUUUGCGAAAUGAGCACUUUGGGUCUGUUAAAGUGGUGCUAUGCAUUUAUAGGAAGUUGCUAUCAUCAUGUAAGGAGCAAAUGCCACUAUUUGCCAGUAGUUUACUAGGAAUUGUUCGGAUUCUUUUGGAACAAAAUCGACAUGAUGAAAUGCGGAUUCUAGGUUGUAAUACUCUCGUUGACUUUAUAAAUAGCCAGAUUGAUAGUACACAUAUGUUCAGCCUAGAGGGCCUUAUUCCUAAACUUUGUCAAAUGGCUCAAGAAGUGGGAGAUAAUGAAAGAGCUCUACGUCUUCGUUCAGCCGGACUGCAAUCUCUGGCUUUUAUGGUGUGGUUCAUGGGCGAGCACUCUCAUAUUUCAAUGGACUUUGACACUAUCAUAUCAGUGACUUUGGAUAACUACGCGGAUAUCCAUACUAAACCUGGGAGUGCGACGGAAGACAGACAAUAUUCUGAGUCUCAGGACCAGUGGGUUCAAGGAGUGCUUAAAGCAGAAGUUCAUGAUUCAUCUUUUCCAGUUAUUAGUCAGAAGGUUCCUUCACUUCCAAACCUGAAAAACGCUGAUUUGGAUCCCACAAUCGAUGCCAACAAGAGUCCCUCUUACUGGUCUAGGGUUUGCUUGCAUAAUAUAGCCAGAUUGGCAAAGGAAGCUACAACAGUGCGUCGAGUGCUUGAACCGCUUUUUCAAAGUUUUGAUGCUGAGAACCAUUGGUCCCCAGAUAAACCACUUGCCUAUCAUGUUUUGAUGUAUCUGCAGUCACUUUUGGAGGAAUCAGGAGAUAAUUCCCAUUUGUUAUUACAUAUAUUGGUCAAGCAUUUGGAUCACAAGAAUGUUGUCAAACAACCUCGCCUACAAGCUGAUAUUGUUAAUGUCACCACACAAAUAGCACAAGGUGCUAAGCAGCAGGCAUCAGUUGCAAUUACUGGUGCAAUAUCUGACCUGAUAAAACAUUACGAAAAUGCCUACAAAAUCAAGCUGAGGUCUCGAGCCCUGGGAGUACAGAUAAAUGGAACCCAGAUCUUCUGUCGGCACUAG